This is a messenger RNA of Panonychus citri (citrus red mite), 1084 nucleotides long. RefSeq lists its product as uncharacterized. Bases 101 to 928 code for a protein of 275 amino acids. Lineage: Eukaryota; Metazoa; Arthropoda; Arachnida; Trombidiformes; Tetranychidae. The transcript is spliced from 2 exons. The record is from RefSeq and is a predicted model, not a curated record.
UCAAACUUUGAUUGAAUUUUCUAGUAUAAAAGGAGACUGAUUUACAUUCAAUUCUCAUCAGAUUAAUUGUCUUUAAUCAGAAAAUAUAAAAAAAAUCAAAAUGAAAUUCUUUGGACUUACUCUUGCCGUUCUCCUCGUCGCUGGAUUCGUCGCUAUCGAAGCUCGAUCCGUUGAAAAGCGAAAUGUCUUAAACGACUUAGUGGCUAACGCUCAAUCAGCCUUCAACGAUGCCAAGGCUCAAUUUGGAAAAUUCUUCGGCUCAGCUCUUCAACAACAAAUCGCCGAAGCUAAAGAAUCUUUCAUGAAUGGACUUAAGCAACUCCAAGAAUCUGCUGAAGAUCUUCUCGAAGAUGGAGCUGAUGCUCUCAUGAAGAACCUUCCUGGUCUCCAAGGAAUCGUCUCUGAUCGAGUUGACGCCGUCACUGAUUCUUUGGAAUCAUACAUCGAAAAGAACAAGGGUAAAUUAGACGAAGUUCGACAAUUGAUCCUCGACAAUGCUCUCAAGACCUUGAAGGCUCUUAAGGAUCGACUUGAUGCCACUGAAUCAGCUGAAGCCGUUAGCCAAAUUCUCACCUCAGUUGACAACGUUGAGAAUCAAGUUGUUAGUGAAGUUUCAGCUGCCAAGUCUCGAUCUCUUUUUGGAAUCAACUGGUCCGGUCUUAAGAACACCAUGACUCAACGAUUCGAUGCCCUUCGAAACCGAUUCGAUGACAUGUUAGACGCAUUCCGAGGAGAAGAUAACAAAAAGAUCCGAGAACAAAAGGGCAAAAUCCAAGGAGCCAUGGAAAAGGUUAAUGGUGCUGACAAACUUCCACCCGCACAAAAGAUCGAAGCCGUCAAAGCCGCUGCUGCUGAAUUAGACAAGGCUGACGAAGUUGCCGCUUCAGCUGCCUCAUCAGGAGAAAUUGUAACCUCCCCCUCCGCCUAAAUAACUUAUAAUCUUGUUAAUAUUUCGUUGAUGUUCAUAUGUAAAAGUGUGCACAUUGUGUGUACAUCAUAGGAUUUGAUCAAUUGAUCAGUUUAAGUUACUAAAUGAGUUGAACUUUUAUGGUGAUAAACAAAUAAAGUUUAUUUUGAGCAAUAA